AUGCCGAGCCACAAUGCCGCUGAGCUGAGUCUGGAGCAGGGCUGCCUACUUUGGGGUUACAAGGUGGUGAUCCCACGAAGUAUCCGGUCCAGGGUCCUGCAGUUGCUGCAUGCGGGGCCUAGCGUGGAAAAGACAAAGAUGGUGGUCCGGUCCCACGUUUGGUGGGCUGGACUGGACCAGGACAUCACUCACAUGGUGCAGAGCUGCCAAGUCUGCCAGGAACAUCAAUGGGCCUCGCAUCAUGUGGAGAUCACCCCAUGGCCAUUCCCACAGAGGCCCUGGUCCCGCCUUCACAUCGAUUUUGGGGGCCCCUUCAAAGGCCACUACUUCCUGGUGGUGGUUGACACAUUUUCAAAGUGGGUGGAAGUUCUACCUGUCACCACUCCGUCAGUAGGUGCGACCAUGGCAGCACAGCGGCAGGUCUUUGCCGCCCAGGGGCUGCCGGACAUCAUAGUCUCCGAUAGUGGGCCCGCUUUCACCAGCGCACAGUAUCUGGCCUGGCUGACAAAGAACUGA
Rhipicephalus sanguineus (brown dog tick) is the source of this 516-nucleotide messenger RNA. RefSeq lists its product as uncharacterized. The coding region runs from base 1 to 516 and encodes 171 amino acids. Gene Ontology annotation, biological process: DNA integration. Gene Ontology annotation, molecular function: nucleic acid binding. The transcript has a single exon. The record is from RefSeq and is a predicted model, not a curated record. NCBI's taxonomy places the organism in Eukaryota, Metazoa, Arthropoda, Arachnida, Ixodida, Ixodidae.